GACUUUGGUUGAGAGGCGGCGGGCGGUUGAACCGACGACCAGCCGGCAGAGAUGACUUAAACAGCGGAUGUCAGAGCAGUUUCCUCCCGCUCUUUAGGUUUUAAUACAAGAAGAAGUCAAAAUGCUCCUAAGGGGAAUACUCUUUUACACCAGCUGCGAGUUAGACAAGAUGUGUCCGUGAAGGCAUCAUGGCAAACGUUAAAGUUGCCAUUCGAGUGCGUCCUCUCAACGCAAGGGAGAGCGCAGAUGGAGGAAGGCUCGCGGUUCAGGUGGAGGACAAGCUUGUGAGGAUCAGGAAUGUAAAGCUGGACGGACGUACAGAUGGUGCUGUGGAUUCGAGGGAGAAGCUCCUGGAGUUUUGUUUUGACUACUGCUACUGGUCGGUGGAUGCCGCAGAGCCUCACUAUGCCUCGCAGGAGGAGGUGUUCCAGGACCUGGGUGUGUCGGUGCUGUCCGGAGCCUCUGAGGGCUACAAUGUGUGUCUGUUUGCUUACGGCCAAACGGGAUCUGGGAAGACAUACACCAUGAUGGGGACACCGGACUCCAUUGGCUUGACCCCUCGGAUCUGUCAGGGUCUCUUUAGGUCUGAAGACACUCUUCCUGAUGGGCAAAACUCAAGCAGAGUGGAGAUCAGCUUCCUUGAGAUCUAUAACGAGCGUGUGCGAGACCUGCUGAGAGGAGGAGAGCAGAAGAAAAGAACCUCUCUGAGAGUUAGAGAACACCCUGAGAAAGGACCCUAUGUACAAGACUUGUCACAGCACCUGGUCUCAGACUGCAAGCAGGCCAUGGACCUUUUGGAGGAAGGCAUCGCUAACCGAAUGACUGCAGCAACCCACAACCAUGAUGCCAGCAGCAGAUCCCACGCCAUCUUCACCAUCCAGUACACACAGGCGAUCCUAGAAAACAACCUUCCCUCUGAAACUGUCAGCAAGAUUAACCUGGUGGACUUGGCUGGGAGUGAGCGAGCAGACCCCCACUACUGCAGGGACAGACUGACAGAGGGCUCUAACAUCAACAAGUCGCUGGUCACUUUGGGCAUCGUCAUUUCUGCUCUUGCCCAGAACUCCCAGAUGUCCAGCAGCUGUCAGAGUAUCAACAGCAUGGCCUCCGAGGGCGAUGGCAGCACGGUUGGAAGCCACAGCAGCUCCCUGUCUGGAGGAGGAGGAGGAGGAGGUGGGAGGAGGCACUGCUUCAUCCCCUACAGAGACUCAGUCCUAACCUGGCUGCUGAAAGACAGCCUGGGAGGCAACUCAAAAACCAUCAUGAUUGCAACAAUCUCACCCUCCGCCAGCAGUUACAACGAGACCCUCAGCACCCUGCGCUACGCAGCUCAUGCCAGAAAUAUCGUCAACAAGCCUCGGGUUAAUGAGGAUGCCAGUGUUCGGCUGAUCAGGGAACUGAGAGAGGAGAUUGACAGGCUGAAGAGCAUGCUGCUCAGCUUUGAAAUGCAGCGUAAUCCCAGUCCAUCCCUGAGCGAUGAGAGGGAUGGAAAUCUCUCUGACAUCGUGCUACAGAACGAACUGAAGGUGGAGCAGCUGACAAAGGACUGGUCGGAGAGCUGGAGAGACAAGAAGGAGCUGCUGGAGCAGUACAGCGUGGACAUCAACCGAGACCAGGCUGGAUUUCUCAUCAACUCGCUCCAGCCACACCUGGUUACUUUGGAUGGUGAUGUCCUCAGCACCGGGGUCGUCUUCUAUCACCUCAGGCAAGGAGUUACCCGCAUUGGACCUCAGGAGGAGUUUGAAGACCCACAUAUAGUUCUGCAGGGCAGUGCCAGCUGUGAGAUUGAAAACCACGGAGGUGUGGUAACACUCAGGCCGCUGCCGGGCUGCGUCUGCCUGCUCAACGACAGAGAGGUCACCGAGCCCUGCAGACUGGCUCAAGGGACGGUGAUCACCCUGGGAGGAGUGCAUAAGUUCCGCUUCAACCACCCAGCAGAGGCUGCCGUCCUCCGGGAGCGCAGACGGGCCAGUGAAGGUGGCAUGACCUGCACAUACAUUGACCUUUGCCCCAUGACUCCUGACCUCAGUGUCGAAGAAGUGAAGCUCCAAGGCCAGCUGGGUGCCUCUCUUUCCCCCAGUGAGGAGCCUACUGCUAGGCAGCGCGUGGAGGAGCAGCAGCGCUACGUGGAAAGUUUGCGACAGGAGAUUCAGGCUGAACAGAGGCGAGCUGAGAGAGAGCUGGAGAGGGAGCAGGCCCACCUCCGACAGCAACACAAUGACAUCCAGCAGUGGAUUUUCCAGGAGAAACAGCGCCUUACAACUGUAGAGCAAAGAAUCACCCAAGAGUCCGGAGUGCAAACUGACCUUAUCCCUGCACCCCUCCUGGAGCGAGUGGCAAGUCAGGUAUCUGAAAACCAGGAAGGUCAGACAGUGGAUGGUCCGUCUCAGGUGGCAAGGGCUAGGAAGAAGGCGGUGCAGGAGGAACUUCUAAAGCAUCACGCCCUUUGCCGUGCCGAGAGCCGCAUCCGUCGGAAAAAGUUGCACUACCAGUUGGAGAGAAUCGCCCGCAAGCGGCAUCUGUUGGAAGCUAAGAGGGAAUUGCAGCAGCUGGAAAGCGCCUUGCCUCCAGCACCAGACAGCCCCGAGUCUCCUGAGCUGGGGUCCCCUACGAAACUCAGAGGAAGACCAUUUGUUUCUCGUAGACACUCUUUCUCUGCAGAUAUUCUGUCCCGGCUCUACCCACAGAACACCCCGAUCUUCAGGCACUUCCUCAAGAGAAACAGAUCCAUAGAGCUGACGUCAAAUUCCUCCACAACCUCUGAAUCCAUCGACAGCAGGAAGUGGGUUUCGGAUGAGUGUCUUCCUCGGCAAAGAACCCAGAGUUGUUCUGGUACGUUCUUCUCAGGACAAAGCCAAGCCAGCCGGAGCAGAGUAAGCUCCUCUGAAAACAUCAGACAAACUGCCAAAGAGGAGCCCCAAGCUCAGCCCUGUCGGGAACGACCAGAAAGAAAACCUCUGCUGCCAAACAGAAACCUGUCUUUUAAGAACAGAUCGGAUCAGAGCUCAGCAGUUACUCUGAAGUCACCACUUGGAACGGCUUUGCAGCCAAACAGCAAAGAAAAUAUACAAGGACCCACCACAUGCAAACCCAGUAACCAGAUUGUCCCUUGCAUGAAUGCGAUAACUCAACCUCAUGCAGGUAGCAACGGACUGGAAACCAUCAAGAAGACUUUCACUCGUUCUGUGGGGCCCAGGUUAAAAACAGCUCUCUCCAAAGUGUUCAGGAAGCCACCAUCAGGUGGAAAUGGAGGACGAAGCCCCAAACCUCUGGGGAAGAUAGCUAGCAAAUUUCACUGGAGACAAAGAAGAGACAGGUGCCUUAAAGAAACCAAGAUGAGCCGAAGCAAUUGUACUGUUAAAGCAGCUGCCUCAUGUGAGGAGCUUGACCAAAGGACACUGUUUGAGGAUGUUAGACAGAGGCGGUGGCAUAGCACAGAGGCUCUGAUGAACAAGACCAGCAGAUGGGUCGAGAGACAGCAGGGAUUGACGGAAUGGGAGGAAGAGCAAGAAGACCGAGAUGAAGGAACGUCAGACUGUGAGAGCCUUUUCUCUCUGGAUUCGCUGUCCUCUGCUUAUAUGACAGCACUAGCAGAGCAGCUGAAACAGGAAGAAGCAGCUCAGAGUGAAGCAGAGAGCGAAGACAGUCAGAUGUCUAAAGAUUCAUUGACUGUGGGGAGCAGUGAGAAAUACUCAACAGUGGAGAAGCUGAGCCAGAGAGUGGUGCCAACUUACACAUCGGUGACAGAUUGCUUCCAUCCGUCCAUGCGGCACAAUAGAACAGCAGACACAAGUUUAGACUUGGACAGCCAGCAGAAACCUCAGGUAAUCCCAGCAGAGGCGUACUGGAGUCAGCAGGGCUCCCCAAAAUCAAGACAUAGUGGUGCAGCAAGGAAGCCUCUUUCCCACAACCCGUUAGUAGCAGAUUCCAGAGGCAGAGACAUUGUGCAUAAAAUGAUUGAGGACUUUGGGAACAUGCAGACCACUUCGGCCAGCAGCCCACGCUCCCUGAGCAGCUGCAGUGUGAGGGAGCCAGAGAACAUGCUGGCUCUCACAGAUGCCUGGUCCUCCACCGAUGCAGCAGACAGUCCCAGAAUUCACAGGGAUUCUUUGCCUUUCCAGAGAAAAAUGAUGUUGAGAGGUGUAGAGAGCAGCAGCAGUCCCAGUCCAACCAGUAUGAACCUCUCAGACUUUCAGAGUGGAUCUACAAGCUGUAGUUCAACAUCCACCAGUACUGAGGGUGUGAGUGUUACAGUGGAGGGCUACAGUGUGGAAAUUUCAAGUGUCACAUCAGAAAGAGUGGAUUUUCAAGACUCUCCGAUUCUAACAACACCAAACGAAGCCCUGAAGGAUGUAGGAUGUUGGGUAGAGCAAUCGGAGGGACAAGUAGAAAAUGUGGCGAAGGCAGUUGGAGAUAUUCCAGAAUUCAGGAGCAUCAAAAGUCAAGCAUCCUUAAUGACCUUUGAUCAAACCGCUUCUGUGUCAUCCACUGAGAUUCACCUCACUAAACAAGCAUCACAAGUAAAGUUGCUUCCGGUGUUUGCAGAUGUAUCUCACACGAUUGCCACUGACGUUAAGAUGUCCUCUGACACUGAAAUGUGUGUGUCAGGUUGUCAAUCAGUAUUGCACGUCUCUGCAAGUCCUCCUUACCAAGAUCAAGUCCUGAACAUGACGUCUGACCCAUCAUGUGCCUUCAAACUGUGCACGAAAGAUGUAGUACAAUGCAAUCUACAUGGUGCAACAGAUACGUUGAAAAAUGUACAGCAACAUGAGCUUGGGAACACCGAAUAUGCCUCUUUCACAAGGGACAAAACAUUGGAUAAGGCUAAAACCAAAGGCGCUGAGCAGCACACUGCUCUACAGCAGGAGCUUGUUAAAUCAGCUUGUAAAAAUUCCAGGAAGAGGAACAAAGACCAACAGGAUGCUUUCAUCGGCAGCCUGAAAAUUCCUAAAAGGAGCAACAGCGGAGAGUUGGUAACUUUCUGCUCUGCAUCAGUUGGCAGCGAGGAAGAUAUUUGGCCAGGUGACAAUAAUGACACCAGUGACUCAAAAGGGGAACAAUCUGCCGCGGAAGCUGAGAGCCCCAGAUUUGAUUCUGUUUGUGUUGGUGGCAGCAUUAGACAAGACACAGUAGCGUCAGAGGCGUCGCCAGUUUCUGAUCCCGUGAGCAGGCAGCUUGGACGGAGUUGCGAGACCUCUGAGGUCUCUGAAUGUGGUUACAAUAGUUCUCAGAAUGGCACCUCUGCGGGGGAGAGCAAAGUAGUUGAAAAGAAAGAUGUAACAAUACAGGAAGUUGCUGCAGAAACAAAAGGGGGUGACUCACUAAUUGAUAACCCCAGAAAACAUCAAGAAAGUAGAAAACACAUGAGCAAGUCAGAUGCUAUUUGUAGCGCCAUUGACCUGAGAAUCUCAGAAGUGGUGAAAGAGCACAUGAGAUUGUCGCUGAUUGGCAGCAAUGGAGACCGAAAGAGCAGGAGUCGAAGCAUGAAUGCCUUGUCAUCCUCUGCGUGUCAUUUUGGCUGUAAUAGUGAUGAAAAUGGAUUGGUAGACCGAGAGCUGAGAGAUAAAAUGAGUGAUCAGGUGAAAGAAAGAGUAACCUUUGAAGGUCACCUUUCAUUGGAAAGGACGACAAGUGAACACGCAAUAGACAACAGUGUGCACUUGGCAUCUGAUAUGCCAGCUGAAUUGAGGACUAGCCAUGAGAGCAACAUGUUUAACUCUACUGAAGUAACUCAGAAGAUUGAACAUGCUCCUACCUUUUCUGAUCAUUGCCUUUUCCAAAACUCUUCUGCUAAAAACCACAACUUCCAAUUAAAUCUGACACUCAAUAGCAACGUAGAGUCUGAGCACUCUAGCAACCCCACUUUGCAACCAGUUAGAUCGUCCUUAUUGAGCAAUUCCUCCAUCGACUCUCAUGGAAACGCUGUGGAGAAAGAUGCUUUGUGUCAAGAAAUGGAGGAUUCACCUAAACAGAAAGUAACAUCCCAUCUUAAUCCUUUGAUCAAACAUGCUUGCUUAAAUGAAGCAGACACCCAGAGCUGUUUUCCUGAACAUCACCAAAUAAUACCCCAUGAAACACCUCCCAGCGAGGGUGACGCAAUAGAAAAUUGUGGCUGUAAUCACGUAAAUGUCAGUAUGGAAACCACAUCCAGUGUGGAAGAUAAAGGCACUUACAAACGGAACAUUCAGCCUUUCCAAAAUAGUCCUGACACAUCUGGAGCCAUAAAAUUAUUUCCUGAUGGAGGAAGCCUUCAAUUCAAAAUGCACGAAUGUCAAAGCAGCCAGUGCACGCCCACUCAUGAGAGCGCCUCAGUGAAAGGGUUUGCUGCUUCUCCUGGCCGUGAUGGAAAUUGUGAAACAAGACGCACAGCACAGGAUGACAUCACCUGUCCGCAGAAUCAUUCAAAUAACUUGGUGCAGACUUGUGUGAUCAAUAUGAAUUACCACAGUAAAUGCCAAAAUGUUUCAGAUUCACUUUGCAAAAUUGUUAAGGAUAAUCAAAUUGACAGUAAACGAGAUUGUGUAAUGAAAAACGACAAACAGACACUGACUCCAAAGAUCUUUGCAGAGGCAAAACAUGAAGCAAGUCUUUCUGGCUCUAUGCAGCCACAACAGAAAAUACCACAGGGCAGUGCCAUCAGAAAUACAUGUUGCUAUGGAUCUGUGGUGUCAAAACAGGUUCAGGUAAACACACCUGGUGAUAAACAGGAUAAUCCUGCUCUUGUGUCCAAAAAGGCAAAGUCUAAGAGGUUCAAAAGGUCCAAGAUCCAGACUCAUCCCACCUCUUCAUCUGAGUCGUCUCUUAAGUCAUCAGAUGAGGAUGAGGAGGAUGACAUAACCACCAGAGCGCAUCACAGCCGGCUCUUAUCGAAAUGUGUAAAGCUUGGUGUGCAGAGUAAUGGCAAACAAGAAGUCAGACAGGCUGCAGAUAUUUCAACUACUGUGUCAGUGAGCAAAUCUAAAAUGAAGAAUUGUCCUGCUGGAGCCCUGGGUACAAGUGAGGUGAAAGUUAGUAGAGAUUAUGCCCUAAAAAGACACUCCUUGCCCCCUCAAACAACAUCUCAAAGGACAAAUGCAGAAAAUAUCAGCCCGUAUGCAAAGAAAAGAGAACCACAGCAGGACUCAGCUAUGCAUUUUGCCUCCAGUGACAUCAACCCUUUUGUUCACCAGUGGCAAGACGAUGAAUCAAACCAACACUGUUAUAAUAAGAACCCUGCGUUCGGGAGUGCCGCUGACCUAUCCUGUAAAUCCCCACUUUUGAACAGCGCUGAGAAGCGUAUAACACGAUGUUGCAGCGUUGGCGAUGGUUUGAACGGGCAGAACUCGCCUUUCUAUUCCCAUCUGAGCACUUACGCCACCAACAAGGGGCUGUCCAGCACGCUUAGCAGCGUGGAAGAUUAUAAGGAACAAGGGGACAAAAGAUCUCAGCUCACGCCCUCUCAACAGGCAUCUGUUGAUAUUCACAAUCAUUUAGCCAAUCUGACUGUGACCGGCAGCUCUGCAAUUAAAGAUGCUCCUGGUGGUUUUUGUAACAACUCCAGUCAAGUGGAUGAAAUAAUGUUUGUGUACUCAUCUGAGCAAGAGUCCCAGGAAAGCGAAACGCACACCCAAAGGAGGAAGACAUGUGAGCAUGGCACUCAAACUGAGCGUGGCCUUCAGUCGGUAACUAUUGGUAACUGCAGCAGCGCUCCAAAGAGAAGAGAGCGGCACAAAAGGAGUAAUACCGAUGUACCUGCAACACAGAGAGCCAAAGCAGACAUUAAAGAAUCUCCGACGUGGGCCAGCAUGGAAAGCAUGUCGGCUCACCUCUCAAAGCUGAUCGACAGCACCUCAGACUUACUUGGAGACGUCCAGGGAAUGAGAACAGGCGAAGCCCUCAAGUCCAGUCCGAGGAGGAGUGUCAACAUGUCAAAUAUCAGCGUGUCUUACAGUGAGUCUCAUGACUGCAAACAGAGAGACUGCUCAACUCAGACAGCCGUAGACGUUGGCAUCCAGACAGAAAGAUCCUCAACACCAGCAGAGAGGGAAGUUCAUCAGAUACUCAAUGAGACGUCCAAAUCUCAUGAAGUCAAUGUCAUAGUCAAAGUGAUUGGCUCUGAGGUUGUCAGUGUGUCUCAAGACAAGAAUGGGCAAAAGAUGCAGAGCAUGCCUGACCUGAGUUUCAACACCUCUGCUGCAUCACAAAGGUCUGUCUCACAAUCAGAGAACCUAAAAACACCAAUAAAGACUGCAGGUGAAUGUCAAAGACGUGUCAGAUCUGCUUCCUCUAGAGGCUCAAAGCAGGUCACGCCUGAUGCACCGUGCCACAAAAGUGUUGCAAUAUCCGAAGUGUCCCGCAGAUCAUCGAAAAACGGCUACCAAGAGAAUCCUUCCAUAAGAAAUGACCCAUUACUUGCCUUAAAGAAACAAGCCACAUACACAGACCGUGCAUCGUCUCCAAUUCUGACUGUGGGAACAAGAUUACGCGGAAAGCAGAGAGGAAACCAAUCAAUGCUGAGUUCUCCGAAAUAUCAGAAUGUAAGUAAAGUCCAUAAUUCUGAGAAAGACAGCUUUACCUCUAGCAAACAAUCAGCAUGUACGACUGUUUCAGAGGGUGAUCAAACCCCCAGACACAACUGUGAUGUUUCCUCUUGUGCAUCAGAAUCUGUUUCACUUGAGAAGGUGAGUGACAUGACUUGCUCAAGCCCUAAAAGGUCUGAUGAGUACUCUAUAAGUUCAUCACUUUACAGAUAUACAGACACAGACAGGAGGAAUUCUACCUGCAAAGACUCCAAAUGGCAGGCGACCUCUCAGCAGUGGACGACUUCCACUUCAACAAAAGUCUUAACAAUGCAGAGCCAAAUCUCUCCCAUUUUAAGACAGACUGAUAUGCACAAACAGCAGGCAAACACAAGACAUGGAAAAGCAUCAAGCUACACACGACCUGCAGUUGAUUCAGUAGAUUUUUGCGUUGAUUCCUACAAUCCAUCCCCCGACAGCAACAGGACUGUUCAGCUUCAGGAGGACGACAUGGUGUCACUGGCACCCAGCGAGUGCAACACAGACAUCCUCGUGAACACUGAACCCGUCACCAGUGUGUCUCCGAGUCACAACCACCACAUAGCUCCAGAAGACCUGCCAUUGCACAACAAGUUCACCAACUGGUCGGGCAUCAACCUUCAACCGUCAAAAUGCUCCAACAAACCAGCCGCAUUUCCCACCAAAGACCACGACACCUGCAGAAACUGCGCUGAGUGGAGUGAGAUGGAGAGCUACGGCUCAAAUGUAGAAUCCAGGACGCAGAGCGACAGAAGGGCGAGAGAGAUCGAGAGGCUGCGGCAGGAGAGAGAGCAGGUGAUGGCGACGGUCAGCCUCAGUAUGAACCCGACACCGCUGACUGUGGAGCUGACAGAGGCCAAGCUGCACUACGGCCUCGGAGAGACAGAUACACUGUUGAAGAUGGUGUCCCCGAGGACCACAGAAGAGCUGGAGCCGUCAACCUCUGCAACCACCAAACAGCAGCUGUAUGAUAGACACCGCAGGAGUAUCGCUGGUUUGAGGCAGGAGAGAGAGGAACGUCUCCAGACUUACCGCAGAGCUCGUAGUCUAAGUCCCAGCAAACAUCCUCGCUCCGCUCCCCAAGAGGCUGUUUCCUCCUCCAAGGUGUCUGCCGCCAUGCCCAGUCGGCGCAACGAGUACCUACAACAGCUCCGCCAAGAGGUGAUAGACAGCACCAGAAUAUCAGACCCCGCACGAGGAGAAGGCCAGUGUCCGUCUGACAUCGAGCAGCUGUUGCGCGACUACAGCCGAGCCCGGGAGGAGGCCAGGACGGAGAUUGCGAAGGCGCGAGAACGACUGCGAGAAAGGACUGAGCAGGAGAAGAGGAGGCUUCAGCAGCAGGCCCUGUCUCAGGAAGCCAAGGAUGACCUGAGGCAUCGGACGAGAAUCAGUAAUAGCACCUUGUGCACUGGAUCCAGCCUGAGCCUUUCCUCUGGACCAACAUCUGGUUACAACAGCGGCAACACAGCUCAGCUACAGCACGGCAACAGACCAGUUUUGACUGGACAGAUCACAGGUUUUCAGGAUGAAGGGCUGAAGGUCAGGACACGUCCCCCUAUAUGUGGUCCUCAAAGUGUGAAGACACAGAGAGUCUGGCUGUCUGCCCAUGAUGUCCGCCUUGACCCUCCUGUCAUCGGGUUUGAGCCCCUGAUGGCUUCAUCCCCAUCACCCUCAACCUGUACACGUCAACGCACCGCUUCCUUUGGCUCCUCCUCUUCCAUAUCAACAACCUACCAGGAUAUCACAUCUAGUCUCCUUGGCAGAGCUCUGGCUGAGGUGCGACUAGCUUCGUCUGGGGAUUUGAGCAAUCUGCUGAGGGGCAAGGCCACAGCAGGCUGGAGGUACCAGGGAGACGAACGAGGUAUCCAGGCUUACUACAAGCCCUCCUCCAGCCCGUCUGUCCAUGGUUUCCUCGGGGCCGGGGAGCUGGACAGACCGCUGGACAGUCUGUGGAACAUAAUCUGCCAGCUGUCCAAGAGCCACAUGUAUAAUCAGUCAGUCCGUUCUGUCUGGACACGACCACUAGAUGACAGCACUCAGCUGGUUUACAUACUAACAGAUCCGUCCACCUGCCACCUCAGCCAGCCGCGGGACUUCUGCUGCAUCAGCACCGAGUCCAAACAGGGUGGCUUGUGCGUGCUGGCAAUGCAGUCUGUGUUCGAGGAGUCACUGCCCCGUCCCAGUGUGGAUGCUGUCCGAGGGGAGAUGAUGCCCAGCUGCUGGGUCCUGCAGCCAAUUAGACGCGGUGGACAAGAAGCCACCAGGGUCAUUUACCUGCUUCAGGUGGACCUUGGAACUCCGUCCUUCCCCCACCGACUGUUGGACACUGUCGCCAGAAGACAGGCAGCAGUCAUCGCUGAUCUUGAUGUCUUCCUCUCUAAAUCUGCAGGACUCAUGAAGACACAUUAGCAGUGAGCACUUAGACUAAAACGUCUCCAGCACGGAGUCAGUCUGUCGUUUCAAUUUGCACCUGAAAUUUAUUUACUUGACUUUUUUUUUUAAUUCUAAGAGCACUGUUACAUUGAUCCCCCGUCACAAAGUUGAAGCAGCUUUUUUUUUAUAUGAAGGUAUUUUUUAUAAAAUAUUGAAACUGUAUUUUUGUAUUUGUAAUGUACAUGAAUGCUUGUAACAAUCAUAAUCCUGUUUUACCAAAGAUUUGUUAGAUGUCUGAGGGGAUAACUUCGCAUGGCACAUUUAGUUUAUUGUGUUAAGGUUUAGACGAUUGAUUUAAUUAUCCAAGGCUGCAAGUUUUUUCCACCUAAUUGAUUCAUUCAUGUGAUUAAAAUGUUUAAUUAUAACCUGAUAAAUAUCAGCCAUUUAGCUCCCUUGAUAGUUAUAUGGUGUCUAAUGAUUUCUACCAUAUUUUGACUUAGACAGCCAGGUCAUCGUCGUAGCUAGAGAACCUUCUAAAGUGAGGUUUAAAAGUCAGUCAACAAAUAAUCAAAGGUUACACUGAUGUGAUGUAUAUUUAAUACACGAGUGUGUUUUCACCAGUGUUUACUUUCUAUCUAUCUAUCUAUGUAUGAUAGAUGGAUGCAGCCAGCUUUGUUGUUACAGUGACAUGUCACGUGAGACCAUAUAACGAAGGCAGCAUCACACUGCUCCACAUCAGGGUCGGGCACUUUUUGCAAAUACUUCACGGCUUUGUUUUGAAGUCAGAUUUGACAAUAAAAUGAGAGCUGUAACACUGAGAUAGGAAAGCAUUUGAAGGUCAGUUCAGUUUUUUUCAACUGAGGCAACACCUGAAUCGUCCUGGUGAAGUAAACCACAUCCAUACACAUGACAGAAUUAUUUACAAAUACUGUCUCACCCUGAUUUGUUGCAGCACAUAUUUGUAAUUAUUUCCUCAGGCACUGCUUUUGUUAACCACUUUAAAAACCCCAAGGCUGCGUUCACAUUGCAAUUCCAGUUAUUUCCGUGGAUCUGAUCAUUCUGCCUGGACUGUUCACAUUCACAUUUGAAAUGAGACACAUCCGACGUCAGUGUGAACUGAUCUCUGCCCUUAAACUCACAUACAACCAAUAAGGUCACACACAUGUGCAAUGGAAUAACAACAAAAAACAUCACAUUUCUGGAGCGUGCAUUUGGGGUAAAGAAUGAAUGCCAUAGCUGUACAUGCUUCAUUCCCGUUUAAUCAGUGUACUGUUUUAUUUUUUUAUUUAUUUUAGUUGUUUCAAAUUUAGGUGUAUCUAGUUCGUAAAAUGUUGAGGCAGAGGGUACUUGCUGUAGCUCUGGUUGAGGGUGAGAGGCUGUCAGCAAAUAGUUUGUUGGUCACAGGGAAACGGAGGUCCGUGUGGGUACAUGAGACCCUAAAACAGAGGGUGGAUCAUGGGGAGUACCACCAGUUGGUCCAGGAGCUUCUCCUCCAUGAUGGCCAUUUCCAGGCAUAUUAUAGGAUGACUCAGGGGCAGUAUGACGACCUGCUGUCUAUCGUUGGACCGUAUAGUUCUGAGUAUCCAGCAACCUCUACCACCAGUUAUUCCUCCAUUGUUUACCAACUGUAAACAACGUCAUGACCACCACAGAAGGCCCGCCUCUCAAAUCAUCUGAUUGGACAAUGGAGAAAAGGCGGAGAUGAUGUGAGGCGUUUUCCUGCUCUGAGUUGAAGUUUUGUCAACUCGAGGCAUUCAGAGUGCCCCAGCAAAAACUGCAGGCUCUUAGAGCGCAGCAAAAAGCUUCAUUCUCAUUAAAAUCAAUUACAAAAAGGCGCCUCCAGCUGCUAAAAUGCGUCCUGUGUGAUCAAGGUCUAAUGACAUCUUUCUGCAUAAUUAUUAGCCAUGUGCUGCUGUCUGGGAGAGUGUGUAGCAUAUUUUCGGAGAAGUAUCAUUUUGGAUAAAUAUGGGCACUUGUUUUUGGGAUAAUAGGCUGUUGUACAAAUUGGCUUUCGUCCACUGGCUCUGUUAGCAGCUGUUGCUGGUAGUUCUGUGGAGAAAGAGGUGUGGGUGUGGCCAAAAGGCCGCUUUAUGGAGGGUUUCACGGAGGAACAGUUCUUCCAAACUUUAGGAUGACCGGGGCUACAAUCCAAUAUCUGUUGGAGCCUCAUGACAAGGCUGUCACGGCACAUAGGAAAGCUGACUCAUGAAUUCAAUGUGGAAAAAUCAGAUCUGUGUCACAUGAGUGCAGAAAAAUCAGAUUUGGGCCACCGUUGCCUUGUGAUGUGAACGUAGCCUCAUUCUGCUGAAAAUGAACUUCAGAUGUCCUUCAACAGUUUUGCAGCAACAUGCAGAUAUAAGAGACUGUACAAAGAUUAUCAGGGGGGAUAAGAGUGUUUUUUUUCCUGUCCCAAAUUUUAUUUCAGCCUUCAUUUGCAAUGUAGUUGAUAGUUACAUAAAUAAAAACUUUAUAAAGGUUUGAGGGAAGCAUUGAUAACCCUGAGGGGGGCUUUGCUUUUUGACAGAGUGAAAUACAAAGUUCACCCCCCUCCUCACUUCCCUGAUAACUUCUCUACAGCCCCUAAGCUAUGUAUUGAAUUAUAAGGUUGUGUAUUGGAGGAAAGCUUAGAAUUAUUUAGCUACUCUUAAGACUUUGUAAUAUAUGUAUUUAUCUGUGUAGGGACGGCACAUUUGAAACCACUCGGCAGCACUCUUGCUGCAGGAAAUCUAGUCCUAAAUUUGUAGCAUAACAAGGAGGUAGUGGGUUUUAUAGAACAAGUCAAAGGCCAAGUAGGCAGAUUUCAACCAAAGCUGUCUGGGUCAAUCCCGUGUGUCUGCAAGCAUCUGGACUGCUAAAGUGCCCUUGAGCAAGAUACUGAAGAUCCCAGCAGCUCCGGGAUGAUGCUCGUGUUUUUAUAUAAGAGCUGCAGUAAGAUAAAGACACAGUUCGGUACCCUGAAUCUGCGUCAGCUGAGUUUAAGGCCUUUUGUUUCUCACCUGUUUCUGAAGUCGUAUUUAUUUGCGCUCCUCUUGCCUUCUGUUUGAAAUGCUGUUGAAUGUGUUUUUACAGUUUUUAUGGGGUUGUUUUUUACAAGCAGAGCACGGUGCUGUGUUUACAGCCGCUUGCACAGAAACUCGUUAAUGCAUGUAUUGAUGUUACAUAUUAAAAAGUGAUUCUGUUUUUGUUUGUACAGUGUUGAAGCUAUGCAGACGCCGAUCAGAGGCAGGACUGUUCUCAGUCAGAGCUGGGUCAGCUGUAUCCAGAUAUGAAGCCAUAUUAUUUACAGUAGUUGAAGGUUCAGGACUGUUUUUGGCAGCGGCGCUCGGUUUUUAAGACGUUCCCGGGGGAACCAAAGAGAAAGAGACACAAAUACUGAAGACCCAGAGAGAAGGAACAUUGUACCUUUUGUACUGAUAUCUUUUUAUGUGUUUCUAUAUAUUUUUUAAGUUCUCGUUUCAUUGUGUAAAAAGUUAUUUAUGUGUUGAUGAUGUGUUGUAAAUGUAUUUUAUUAUAAACACCCUGCUUCCUGUUGCUAAUAAGAUGUUAAGUGGCCUGUGUGUUUGGCCAUUUUUUUAUGAAUACAAUACAUAUUUUA
Molecule: messenger RNA, 14505 nt
Organism: Epinephelus moara (kelp grouper)
Lineage: Eukaryota; Metazoa; Chordata; Actinopteri; Perciformes; Serranidae
Gene: stard9
Product: StAR-related lipid transfer (START) domain containing 9
Exons: 32
Coding region: 189-10946 (3585 amino acids)
Biological process (GO): microtubule-based movement
Molecular function (GO): microtubule motor activity; lipid binding; microtubule binding
Source: RefSeq, a predicted model, not a curated record